This is a messenger RNA of Microcebus murinus (gray mouse lemur), 1658 nucleotides long. RefSeq names its product radial spoke head 14 homolog (gene RSPH14). NCBI's taxonomy places the organism in Eukaryota, Metazoa, Chordata, Mammalia, Primates, Cheirogaleidae. The record is from RefSeq and is a predicted model, not a curated record. Gene Ontology annotation, molecular function: protein binding.
UGGGGGACAGGGGUCGGGGACAGGGGGACCCCGUGACCCACCCAGUCCCGCUCAGACGGGGCCCAUGUCUCCACGCCCCAAGUCACUCUCUUUAAUCCCUGGUGGGACUCCCGCAGUCCACGCCCCUUAGAGGAGGGCAGGCCGGUCCGCAGCGCCCACCCUGCCCUGUGAGGGGAGCUCAAAUCAGUUAGGGCCGCGCCCCUCCCAGCCGGGCCCUCCUCCCCUUGUCCUCUGGUGCCGGGUGUCAGCGAACCGCUCACCUUUUACUGGAGUAGCAUUCCUGCAGGACUGGGGCCUUACUUAGGACCAAACGCAUAACAACCAUGAUAAUAAUCACAACCAGCAUUUCUGGAGCCCUGCUAGGCCAGGCUCGGGUAUUUCAUUAAUAUGACGACUCGGGGAGGGAGGGAAGGAGGCACUGACAUUCCCUUUGCAGAGGAAGUACCGUGUAAAGGCCGCCCAAGGCCCCAGUCUGGAGCCAGUUCUUUCAACUGCUAGCCCACACUGCCUACAGUUGCUCAAGUGAUUUCUGUGGAGCUUCACUUUGAAAGCCCUUUUAGGUGUGGAAAGAUGGCCGAAGCCCGGAUCUCCAUGUACCUGCCCCCUGACAUCAACCCCACCAAAGCUGCCAUUGCCUAUGGCUGUCGGGCCCUGCCAAAGCUGAAUGAGGAGCUGCAGUCAGAGGUCCUGACGACAAGGCAGAAAGCCCUCAUGGCCCUGUGUGACCUCAUGCAUGACCCUGAGUAUGUCUACCAGGCCAUUGACAUAGGCUGCCUGGACAGCCUGAAAGCUUUGCUGAAGGACAUCAACGACUUAGUGCGGAUAAAAGCCACAGAGGUGCUGUGCAUCAUGGCGACCCAUAACGUGGGCAGGGAUGGCUUUUUAGAGCACGGCAUCAUCCCUGCCCUGUCCUACCUCCUGGACGACGCAAACUCCAUCUGCCGGGAGAACCUGCACAAGGCGUACAAGCACCUGGCCCAGCUGCCUUCAGGGGCCCAAGGCAUCGUCAGCAGCGGCCUGAUCCCCUCGUUGGUGUGGAAGCUGCAGAAGGAGCAGGGGGCCGUCCAGGAGCUCAUUCUAGACACGCUGGCCUACUGCCUGCAGGAGGACGCCACGGAGGCCCUGGGCAGCCGCGUGGUGCCCUUUCUAAAGCAGCUGCUCCUCAGCGCCAGCGACACCAUCCGGGCCAAAGCUGCCUGCACGCUCAUGGCCGUCAGCAUCCCCUUGCAGGGCAAGAACCAGGUGUGGGAGUACGGCGUCAUCCCCAUCUUGGUGCACCUGCUGAAAGACGACAUGGAUGAGGUGCAGGCCAACGCCGCCGGGGCCCUGACCUACGCCGCCGUGACCACAGAAGGGAAGUAUGCGGCCCUGGAGGCAGAAGCCAUCGACCCGCUCCUGGACCUGCUGUGCUCCCCGGUGAACAAGGUGCGCCUGAACGCCACCAAGGCCCUCACCAUGCUGGCUGAGGCCCCCGAGGGCCGCAGAGACCUGCAGUCCCAGGUGCACAUCUUCCGCACCCUCCAGGAGGAAACCACUGAGGUCAGCACGCGGCGGGCGGCCCAGAUUGCCAUCAAAGUCAUUGAGUGGAAACCCUGAGCCACUCGUGGGGCAGACCUGCCAAGCCACUUCCAUCCUGAAUAAAAAGCUGAAUCUCUUUA